GGUCAGCAUUUACCAUUAAGGAACAAGAAUUUGACAAACAUUUUUGAGAAAACAAUUUCUUUUUGCCAAUAUAAAAGUUAUGCUGAGUGGAGAAUAAAGAAGUUUCAAGUAAGGACCCUCCCUCGGCUGGAAAGCUGCUCCAUUUUAUCAAUUUCGACAGUCAUAAAUCGAACUCGAGCAUACUUCCUACAAAAGAGUAUGCAAAUGCAACAAAAUCUUCUUUUUAGAUCCAGUCCAGCUAUAUGCCCUCAUGGUGUGUGGGAUCUUAUCCCUGUUUAUCUGAAGCAUCACGUUGAUCCAAUCAAACGCAAGAUGCUACAUACGUCAAUUCAGCUUAUAUUGCAAAGUAGAGCUAAAAGAUGUGGCUUUUUAGUUAAUUGUCGUUUUGGAAGCAUUGACUACUCGAGUAAUGAGCAGCAGGGUUUUCAUAUAAAUGGUGAGGAGAUUUCUUAUGAUUUAUACAAUGUAUCCAUUUGUGAGUUGUGUAGUGAAGGUGACGUUGAUAAGGCAAUGGGGUUGCUUUCCCAGAUGGAGGCUUUGGGUUUUCAUGCAAAUUAUUUGUCUUAUUCCAGUUUGAUCGCUGCUCUUGGAAGUGUUGGCAGGACCUUGGAAGCUGAUGCAACCUUUCAUGAAAUGUUAUCUUCUGGUCGCAGGCCAGGGGUAAAGGUGGUCAAUACGUUACUUCGGAGCUUCUUGCGAAAAGGCCUCUUAAGGCUAGCAGAUAAGGUCUUGAUGUUACUUGAAGAUUUGGAUGUUGAGAGAAACUAAGAAACUUAUGAGAUCUUGCUUGAGUAUUAUGUCAAUGCUGGGCGAUUGGAGGAUACUUGGUCGAUUGUCUCCAAAAUGAGGAGAGAAAGUUAUCGUUUAAAUUCUUUUGUGUAUAGUAAAAUAAUUGAACUGUAUAGGGACAAUGGGAUGUGGAAAAAAGCACUAGGCAUUGCCACAUUCACUGUCAUGAAUUAGGAUGCAUUCUCAAUAUUUAUCACAAGUCACAUUCUCUUCCAAUAAUGGAGCAUAAUCAUAGCGAUGUAUUUUAUUAUUUGUCCAUAUCAAUUUGAUGGUAAACAUUACCCUCACCUUUUCGAGGAUAUGUUUUUGAGAAUCAUU
Nicotiana attenuata is the source of this 1107-nucleotide messenger RNA. RefSeq names its product pentatricopeptide repeat-containing protein At2g15630, mitochondrial-like. The record is from RefSeq and is a predicted model, not a curated record. Gene Ontology annotation, molecular function: protein binding. The transcript is spliced from 2 exons. The coding region runs from base 199 to 768 and encodes 189 amino acids. Lineage: Eukaryota; Viridiplantae; Streptophyta; Magnoliopsida; Solanales; Solanaceae.